AUGUUCACACGUGAACCGCACAGUGUGGUCCUCCUCCAGCGGAUGAUUCAUCCGUUCUCAGGCUUGUCCAUCACACCGCAUUGCUGUUUGCAUAUAGGGGAGACUUGUAGUCUUCUGGAAAAAGAAAAAAAAAAAUGGAGUGGGAUACAGCUGCUGCUGCUUUCAGUGAUCAAGUGGGAAAAUGCCCAGGCCCUCCUUGACGGUGGUGCCGGAGGGCAGAGCCCAAGGUCAGGCCAAAGCAGGAGGCUCCGUGCAGGGAACCAGAACCCGGGGCUGCUCCCGCACAAGCACAGGCUGGACCUCGGCAGAGGUGGGCUGCAGUCCCAGCUGGAGAAGAAUGUGCUCCAUGUUGUUAUUUCCUGGUUGGCAGAGGCACUACCACAGGAAGAUCGGGAAGGAAGCAGAAGCGAGGAUACCCAAGAAAAGCGAGCAGAGAAGGGGACCAGCCCCCCAGACUACCGACUCUACCUUCGCAUGUGGGCCAAGGAGGGAGAGGCUCAGAAGGAGACCAUCCAGGAUCUGCCCAAAAUGAACCAGGAGCAAUUCAUUGAGCUGUGCAAGACGCUAUACAACAAAUUCAGUGAGGACCCCCUGGAGCAGGACUUGUACCACGCCAUUGCCACAGUGGCCAGCCUCCUCCGCAUCAGUGAGGUGGGGAAGUUCUUCAGUCCCAGUGUCAAGAAGCCCACGGGUGGCACUCUCAGCAAGGACCAGGGCAGUUCCACUGAGGAUGAGUCCCCACUGCCAUCACCUGCAAGGGAAUCCCAUCAGGCCCCAGUACAGGAAUGCCAGCUGACAGCCACGGGGGACCCCUGGACCAAAGCUGGUGGAGACACCCACCUUGGAAAAGUGCCACAGGAGAGACAGACGGUGGUAGAGGGGGGCAGUGGAGAGGGGCAGGGCUCACCCUCCCAGCUCCUGUCUGAUGAUGAAACCAAAUACAACAUAUCCAUGUCCUCCUACUCAGUGGUCAGCAUGGGCUCCCUGCAGUGUGAGAACCCCACAGACACUGCCCGCAUUGGGAACACCAUGGACGCAGACUGGUGCAUCUCCUUCAAGCAGAUCCUGGCCUCCAUCCUGCCGGAGUCUGUGCUGGUCAACUUCUUUGAGAAAAGGGUGGACAUUGGACUCAAGAUGAAGGACCAGAAGAAAGUAGAGAGACAGUUGAGUGCCUCCAGUGAGCAUGAGCCAUCUGUUGCUCUGGGCUGAGCCCCUUGGCUGAGUGAUUCUGGCCGAGGCCUCUGUCCCUCCCUCCUUCCCUUUGCAGUUCCUCAUUAAAGACACAGCCCUGCUGCUCCCCCUUGGAAGCAGUGAGCUGUAAGUGAAAG
Molecule: messenger RNA, 1328 nt
Organism: Ochotona curzoniae (black-lipped pika)
Lineage: Eukaryota; Metazoa; Chordata; Mammalia; Lagomorpha; Ochotonidae
Product: TBC1 domain family member 9B-like
Exons: 5
Coding region: 1-1209 (402 amino acids)
Source: RefSeq, a predicted model, not a curated record